Messenger RNA from Botrytis deweyae, 783 nucleotides. RefSeq lists its product as uncharacterized. Bases 1 to 783 code for a protein of 260 amino acids. The transcript has a single exon. The record is from RefSeq and is a predicted model, not a curated record. Lineage: Eukaryota; Fungi; Ascomycota; Leotiomycetes; Helotiales; Sclerotiniaceae.
AUGAAAAAACAAGGGAAACCCGCGAAACGUUUGGGAAGAGCGCGACCCACAGUCCAACAGCCUCUGCCAGAUACCACCUGUGAUGUAACGCCAGGACUUCAAGCUUCUGCAAAUUCGACAGGAUCAAUUCCUAGCUCGACACAGAAUGUUGGAUUUGACAGUUUACCAAACGCGACCGGACCAACUUUCAGCGCUAAUUACAUGGCCCAAUCUUCAUCAAUUCCGCCAAAUGGCCAUGUCUUAGCCCCUGUCUCCUCUCGAAAAGUAGUGCUAGAUGAAUUCACAGUUUUCAGAAAAGUUCCAAGAGAGAUCCAACUGAUGAUCUGGGAAAAGGCCGUCGAUUUAAAUCCGCGAAAUGUUCCAGUUAGAAUCAUGCCACAAUUAGGCCCGGGAGGAUUCAAGUUUCGAACCGACAUUCCCAUUCCAGAGGGCUUCAUGGCGUGUAAAGAUUAUUACGAGGCGGCCAGAAAACGCUACAGUCUAUUGGAUGACCGCCUGAAGGCUAACGACAUGUCCAUGGUGCAACAUCUUCCAUCUAACUUCUGGUUCAAUCCCGCGAUCGAUAGAUUUUGUCCAGUUCAGAAGUGGAGCCCUCAUAACUUUGAAGUUGGUCUCAAACUUUUCUUUCAAAUCCUUCAAGUUUCGAGAAUUGCAAUUAAUGAUUACGCAACCGAUGAUGCACGCUAUGAGUCGGAUACCCCACUUUAUGACCAUCCCCCUUUUGGGCCACUAUUCACACCAAAAAUGGCAUUUUUAACUUUCUUAUUUAUGAAUAGAAUUUAA